AUGAGUCCCAACGAAGAAGAAAACAGCAAGCCUGUUAAUCGAAGACACUCUUCGAUUGUCCCAGCCAAAAGAAAGGCCUCAGUUAGAAGAAGACACACGUUGGCUCCAGCUCCAAGAGGAAUUCUAAAGCAAAACAGCAUCAUUUCCAACAACACAACUAGUUUUAAAAGAAUAGCUAUAGAUAAUGCCAAAACAAACAACCAGCUUGAGGAUAGAGAAAACCACACGAUAGCUGUGAUGCAGAUUCCCUUAAAUGAUCGGGCACAAAAUAUUCUUAAUCCAGACCAGGAGGCUGAUGACAAUCAAAAUAGUCAAGAUGACGAUUUAAAAGAAAGAAUAAAAAGAAGGGUUAGUUUUGCACCAGAGGUGACUCUUCAUAAGUUUGAUUUUAUUCCUUUGAAAUCAGACCUAACUUCAAGUAGCAACAAUAAUGAUGAUACCAUUGCUAGAAAAGAAAACCAGCUAGUUACUAGUAACAGCCAAAACACCGACAAUAAUAACAAUGCUUACAAUAGUAAUGAAGUUCUUGAUACCUCAACUACCAUUCAAAAUAUUUUCACUAAUCUUACAAAUAAAAUGAAUUCUAAGGGUGUUUCGUCUCAAAAACAAGUAGAAAAACCAAUAGAAACACAAACUUCAGUUUCCAAUAAACUACCGCAGCUCAAUUUACCCAAAAAUGAUAAUCAUUCAUCAAAUAAAACAGAUGAUCAAACAGAUAAUUAUAGCAUUACAGACGCUGAAGUAACUGAUUUGGUUUCCUCAAUUCUUAAAAAUAGUCAAGAAAAUGAAAAUAACGAUAAAAGUACCAAAUAUGCUAACAAUAAAGACAAUAAAAAUAAAACAAAUGACAUUGAUGAACACUUGACUAGAAAAAAUUUAACAAUGGAAAUUAUUGAUUUAGUUAAUAAAAUUAAAUCUCAAGAGUUGAGAAAAAGUUUAUCAAACAUUGACGAUGAUAACUCAAUUGAAUUUAUUAAUAAUAAUAACUUUGAAAAUGAGAUUUCAAUGGAAUACACAAAUACUAAAACAGACUAUAAUAAUAUUACUACCGACAGCACUCUUAAUAAUUUUAAUGAAAACAAAAAAGAUGAUCAAAUUACCAACAAUACUCAUCAAGAAGAUGAAAACGAAACUGGUAUUGUUACUAUGGAUUUAACAAACUAUGUCAUUAAUACUAAAAAUUUCACAGAAUAUCAACCUCUUAAUAAAUCUAAUAAUUUUAAAACAAAAAAUUCAAGCAUCAAAGAUCAAGACAAUAAAGAUCAAGAAGAUAAUGAUCAAUUAACAAUGGAAAUAACAAAUCAUAACUCAAACAGAAUAUUUGAUCAAUCAGUUUACGAUUUAAUCAAUGAAAAUGAUCAAAUGAGUAUGGAUAUAACAGCGGCAUUAUCCAAAAUAAAAGAAAUAGAUUCCGACUUUAAUGAUUCGUUUAAUCAAGAACAAACAAUGGAAUUUACAAAAAUAACUCAAAAUGAAAGCAAUAAAAUCAGCUCCAAACAACAAUUGAUAGACAAAAACAAUGAGCCAACAACAGAUAUUACUGAAAAAGAAAACCAAGUAGAUCUCGAUAAUGAUAACCAGGAAAUUACAAUGGAUAUAACGAAAAAUAUUUCCAAUAUCAAAGCUAUCAAUACUUUUGAUCAAGUUGAAGAUUUAGAUGAUUUUGAUGAAAAAACAAUGGACAUCACCAAAGACGUUUCAAAUAUUAAACUAGUCAAUCCUAUAAAUCAAUCUAAAUCUGUUUUUGAAGAAACAGAAAAUUUUGGAGAAAAAACAAUGGAGAUAACACAAAAUCAAGCAAAAAUAACGUUUAAUAAUUCUCAAAAUAGAAAAAGUGAUAUAGAGUUACGCAAUAAUGAAAACGAAGAAAAUUUCAGUGCUAAUGACCCUGAUAUUAGCGUUGAUCUUUAUGAGGAUGCUCAUGAAAAUCUCGAAGAAAAAACCAUGGAAAUAACGAAGAUUUUUACCAAAAUUGAGAAUGUAAAAGAUAACAAUAUAAUAUCAACCAAGGAUUUAGAAAAUUCAAUAAUAUAUAGUCGAAGAGCUAGCCAAAAUUAUCUUGAUAAUAUAAAUGUCGAUGAAAUAGAAAUAGAACAAGAAAUAACUAAUUUUUCUCAACAUGAAAUGGAAAUUCAAAAUAAAGAAGAUAAUGUAAGAAAUGAGAAAAAUAUAAGUGAUUCAGAAAUAGAAGAUAUAAGGUUGCGCUCUCCAGAAGAAAUGAAGAUAGAUAUUUCUCAGAAAACGGGAAAUGAACCAAUUCUGAAUAUCAAGUUGUCAAAAAAUAUUAUAGAACAGAGUUUUUCUAAAGUGUUUUCUCCUACACAAAAAAGAAGAAAGUUAUCAACAGUAAUUCCUGAUAAAAUAAACCCCACUAAUGAACAGACAAAUCAACAAAUUAUUAAUAAAAUAAAAGAAUCUCAUCUUUUAUUGCCAGAAGCCAAUUUAGGUGUUGGAGCAUCAGAAAUCCCUCCAGAAAUUAACGAGUUACUACAAACACCAUUGAAAAGGCCUCGAAAAAUCUCUAUUGAAACAAUAUAUCAUGAAAUUUCUCGAAGUUCACCAGUCAGAUCACCACAUAGACUGCCAAUUUUACCACCAAGCACGAUAUCAAAUACAUCACCAUAUAUAGGUCAGACACGCAAAAGAAGAUCUUCUGGUUUUCUAGAAGAAUCAAAUCAGUAUCAGAAAGAGUUAGAAAAAAGCAUUGAAGCCAUAGAACAGGGUGAAAUUUAUUUUAACAAAUCUUCUUCUUUUAUGAAUGAAAAUGAGGGAUUUCAAAAUAAUGAAAAAGUCGAGGGGGAAGUCAAUGAAAAAAUCGAUGAAAAUAUAAAUUUUUCCAUUAAUGAAAGAACUAAACAAAUUGAAAUUGAAAAUGAAAUUGAAAAUGAAAAUGAAAAUGAAAAUGAAAAUGAAAAUGAAAAUGAAAAUGAUUUAAUUAAAGAUAAUCUGAGAAAUCAGGGAUUUAGUCAAAAUUUUAAUGAAGUUGAAUCUAAUUUUUUAGAUCCCAUUCAUGAAGAUACAGAACCAGUUACUGCAAUCACAAGCAAUUUUAUAGAAGAAAGUUAUAAGCCUGUAUCAAUUGAUACGUUUCUUGAUACAAUCGGUAUUAAGUUUUUUGACAAUUUGAGUAUAACAUCGAAGAACAUUAUUUUAGAGGGAGAUUUUAAAAAUAAAGAGCCAUCGUUGUUGGAUUAUUCUGAAGCAUUAGAAAAACUACCUAUGAUAGAACUUUAUCAGUUUGGUUGCAAAGAAUUAAAAAAAUAUAUCAGAGAAGGUUGCAUUGAUUAUAAAAAUCUUUCUGAGGAGGUUCUUGAAGAUAAUCCGCAGGUAAUCAAAGAGUUUUUCAUGUCAAACUCAAGCAUCAAAGAAAAGCUUCAAGAACAAUUUCAACUUGCAAAGAAUUAUUCUAAUACACAAGCCAAAGGGGUUUGGUAUGAAUGGAAAAGUCAAUUAAUUGAGGGAUUAUUAAAAUUGUUGGAGGAACAUUUAGAGGUAUUGGUUGAGGAUGAAAGCUUUUUGAUUGAAAGAUUGCAACAAGUGAAAAAGAUAAAUUUAGAUUUAUCCGAUAGAGCUAAAGAGCUAAAUAAAGAAUUGAACCUUUUGUUAUUCAAAAAUAAGAUAAUUGAAGAUAAUGAUAAAGAUGAAAACUUUUUAUUAAGAAAUGAAUUAAUUGAAAUUACAGAUAAAAUUUUAAGUAAUCAAAAAAACAUUGAGAGUGGUGAGAAUAAAAUUCGGGCGAUUAGAAACGAAAUAGAUGAAAAAAGGAUUGUAAUUCAGGAUUUGGAAGAAGAAAUUAGAGAGAAGGAAGAGAUUUUGUUGAAACAAAAAAGUGUUGAAACCGAGGAAAUUUUUCUGAAAAAGAAACGGAUUGGAGAGUUGGUAGAGAAACAUGGGUUUAAGAUAGAUAAAAUCGAUGAGAGAAAUAAAGAAAUUAGUAUUUCCAUAUUAUCAGAGAUAUUGAGAGAAGAGAAUGCAAUUGGAGUUAACGAAAACGAUUUAAAAAGUGAUAAGAACAUUCGGAUUACAUUUAAUUUUGAAAACAAGCAAGAUAUUAGUAAACUCAAAAUCAAUUUUCAAAAUUUCAAGUUGAAAUACGAAAGUGAAUUUAAACAUGGUUUAGAAGACAAUGAGCCACUACUAGAAUUUUUCAAGCAUAACUAUAAGAGUCUUGAUGUUUUGAAAAGCAGUGGGAACUGCAUUGAAUAUCUUAACAACUUCAUUGAGAUCAGCAAGCAGUUGAUUGCCUUGGACAAGGAAUUGUUUCUACUAAGUUUGAAAUCACCAAUUGCAGUUUCCUAUAAUGCUCCAGGCAAGGUUUUGAAAAUCAGCUUGAAGAACCUUCGAGGCCAAAAACUACGGUUAAAACUAGAUUUCAGUGUGCACAUCAAGAUAUUGGAAUAUUUACUAAAUGGUAAAGCAGAGCUCAACGAGGAUUUGAUCAGUGCCAUUUCUGCUGCAGUAAGAUUCAAGAAGAAAGAUGCUGUUGUAAGUGGAUCCACAGUUUCCAGCGAGUUGCUGGAGAAAUACGGCACUUUCUCCGUUUUGGUGAGCUGCUUGCAAGAAAUGCAGCACAAAAUAGCGAUUUGCUAGCAGCAGAAACAGCAGAAACAGCAAAGCCCAGCCCAACGGACUAUGCACACCGCUGCCGACGGACGCGUUUCAAACACCGAACACGGUUUCCGUUGGACACGUGAUUAAAGAAAAUUUUCAAGAA
Ascoidea rubescens DSM 1968 is the source of this 4714-nucleotide messenger RNA. RefSeq names its product Spc7-domain-containing protein. The transcript has a single exon. Gene Ontology annotation, biological process: mitotic spindle assembly checkpoint signaling; protein localization to kinetochore; mitotic sister chromatid biorientation. The record is from RefSeq and is a predicted model, not a curated record. Bases 1 to 4590 code for a protein of 1529 amino acids. NCBI's taxonomy places the organism in Eukaryota, Fungi, Ascomycota, Saccharomycetes, Ascoideales, Ascoideaceae.